UGGUUAUGGGUGGAGUGUUGUCCACACUCUCCACCAUGCUACUCUCGACUCCACGUCCCUGGUGCUCCUGAACUGACUACACCAACAACAACAACCACCACUAUGGACUCCAUUCUGGAAUUAGGACAUGCUACACGCAAUUAUCUACAUGUGAGCUUUGAGAGAUACCCGGUUGUCUUCCUACUGGUGUCAUGCGUGCUGUUUGUGCUAAUGACCCUGGUGGUGGUCCGAUUAUAUAUUACCUAUCCCAAGGCAAUAACAGAGGAAAUUAAACGAGAACUAAAAAACAAAGUUGAUGAUGUCAAGGACUUCGUGGGUGUUGGAACUCGGCCACGGUUCCGAAAACGUGAUAAAAUUUAUUUCUAUGGUUGCAAGAUGCUUCGCAAAGUCAAAGCCAACAUUCCAACUCGUCCUGUGGCAUCUCGAUUGUUGGCCAAGCGUCUGGCUCGGAAAUUGUUGGGGCGCACCGAUCGUGACUCCCCUCAGCUUGAAGUGAUCGAGCCACCUGCUGAGUAUCUCCAGGAAGACCUUAUUCACUUUGAUCCCAGUGUCCCAGCAGAGUUCAUCUUUAUGCUUAAGAAUAUCAGAGUUUUUGGCCACUUUGACAUGCCAUUAUUUUUUGAGCUGUGUAAGAGUGUCCAGACCAUUCAUCUCUACAAGGGACAGACACUGUUUUGUGUGGGACAGAAUGAUGAAAAUAUCUACAUAGUUCAGACUGGGCAGCUUACUGUGUUUGUGAACGAGCCUGAUGGUACCACUCUGGCCCUCAAGGAGGUGUUGCCAGGGGAGUCGAUCAUCUCCCUCUUGUCCUUCUGCGACGUGCUCACCGGCCACCCUCAGCCGUACAAAACCGUGGGAGCUAAAGCCGAGAUAGAUUCUAUAGUCAUGAAAUUUCCUGUGAAGGCAUUUGAGGAAACGUUUAGGAAGUACCCUGAUAUGUUUGUCCGGGUGGUGCAAAUUAUAAUGGUGCGUUUGAUGCGCGUCACUUUCAUGGCUUUGCAUCAGUACUUGGGACUUUCUUCUGAACUUAUCAACAGGGUACCGAGGAGAGGAAGCUCCAGCAACAUGGCCCCAUCACUAUCCCCUGGCAAGGUGAAGCGUGAUAGUGGGUCUACUCCUGAUGGUGAGGGGGAAGAUGAUGGAGACCAAAGAGGCCCCGAGACACCUGUCAGACAGAAUAGUGCCCGAAAAAUAGUCUUAGUCGACCCAAAGGAUGAGAAAGACGAAAACUCCUUGAGAAUUGCAACCGAAAAAUUUCAAGCUUUGAUGCAUCUGAAAUCGGACAAAAUCUUAAAAGGUGCUGUUGAAGUUAGAGAUAUUCCAACUGGUUCUUUCCUGAUGAAACAAGAUUCCAUGAAAGAAGCAGCACUUGUUUACAUACUCACAGGUUCCUUGAUGGUAUCUCAGCAGUCACCUGAAGGUUCGGGCUUCAUUCAGCUCUUCACUGCUCACCCUGGAGAUCUUGUUGGCGGCCUAGCUGUAUUGUCUGGAGAUCCCUCAUUUUUCACAAUCAAGGCGAAACAUACUGCUCGUGUGGCAACCAUCACCAAAGAAACAUUUUAUGCAAUUAUCAAGGAAACGCCUGAAGUAGUAUUACAUAUAGCCAACACUGUCAUCCGCCGCAUGUCACCCUUCGUGCGCCAGAUUGACUUUGCUCUCGACUGGGAGCACUUAGAAGCUGGAAGAGCUCUGUACAAACAGGGCCAACCAACAGACUCGACCUUCAUAGUUCUCAGUGGUCGAUUGCGUUCUGUCAUCACGCACAAGGAUGGCAGAAAAGAAGUAGUGGCAGAAUAUGGCAAAGGUGACCUUGUUGGCAUUGUUGAGCUGUUGACACAGACAGAUCGUAGCACAACAGUGAUGGCUGUGCGAGACUCUGAAUUAGCCAAGCUGCCAGAAGGACUCUUCAAUAUGAUCAAGCUGAAAUAUCCAAUUGUUAUGACCAGACUAAUCAAGCUCCUAGGACAGCGGUUGCUUGGCUCUUGGAAGGCGACUACCUCACGUGUACCACUGGGCUUGAACAUUGAACAGCGACCAUCACAAAGUAAUUACUCUACUGUAGCUAUUGUUCCCAUCUCUGAAGAUGUGCCCCUCUCCCAGUUCACCCUCGAGUUGUAUCACUCGCUCCUGUCUAUUGGUCCUGCUUUGAGACUAACUUCAGAGUAUGUAGUGCGUUCCAUGGGCACAAGUAUAUGGGAAUCUGCCAAUGAGUAUCAACUCAUUUCUUGGCUGGGGCACAUAGAAGACCAGCAUCGUGUUACCCUCUAUCAGUGUGACACUUCCUUGACAGUGUGGACUCAACGGUGCAUACGUCAGGCUGAUGUCAUACUCACUAUUGGAAUAGCAGAUUCGGAACCUCAGAUGGGAAAGAUUGAAAAACACGUGGAGAAAAUGGCAGUUAGGACUCAGAAGGUUUUAAUUCUGCUUCAUCGUGAGGAUGGUCCAUCGCCAUCUGGCACUGUGCGAUGGCUCAACAUGCGAUCUUGGUGUCAAUCGCAUCAUCACAUCCGAGCGAGGAAGCGUAUGUUUCAGAAAAGGCCUCCUGCUAAAAUUGUUGAGUAUUACACAGAGAAAGUCUUCACAACUCAGGCUAAUAUACAUAGUGACUUUUCACGUCUUGCCCGAGUUUUGACAGGAACUACAGUGGGACUUGUGCUUGGCGGCGGUGGAGCAAGAGGAGCAGCGCAUAUUGGCAUGAUCAAGGCUAUCAAGGAGGUUGGAAUUCCCAUAGAUAUGGUGGCAGGUGUGAGUAUUGGUGCUUUCUUUGGUGCACUUUACUGCCUAGAGAAGGAUGUCACGAGAGUCACGCAAAAGGCUCGUGAAUGGAGUAUGAAAAUGACUAGUAUCUGGAGAAUGGCUCUAGAUCUGACGUAUCCAGAAGUGUCCAUGUUUUCUGGUGCUGGCUUUAACAAGCUUAUCCAUGAUGCUCUUGGAGACACAAAUAUUGAAGACCUUUGGCUUCCAUAUUUUACACUUACCACCGACAUCACAGACUCUGCUCCUCGUAUCCAUACUCACGGAAGUACAUGGCGGUACGUGCGGGCAUCCAUGUCCCUCUCUGGGUACAUGCCGCCCAUCUGCGAUCCUCAUGACGGACACUUGCUACUUGAUGGUGGAUAUGUCAACAACCUGCCAGGUGAUGUGAUGCACAACAAGUGGAGUGUUGGCAACAUCUUGGCAAUCGACGUGGGUUGCCAGUACGACACACACUUUACUAACUACGGCGACUGUCUCUCGGGCUGGAGCGUCCUCUUCCGCCGUGUCUUUCCCUUCAAGUAUUUCUUCCGAAAGGAGCUAAAGGUGCCAAACUUGUAUGACAUCCAGUCUCGGUUAUCGUAUGUAUCAUGUACACGACAACUAGAGGAACUGAAAGUUAGUGAUUACUGUGAAUACAUUCGCCCACCUAUUGAUAAAUACCAAACUCUACAGUUUGGUUCCUUUGAUGAAAUUAAGGAGGUCGGAUAUCAGCAUGGAAAGACAUACUUCAGUGGAAUGCUGAAGGGAGGCCGUACAGUGGAAAGCAUCUACCAGCUGAGCAGUGGGAAGGGAGAACAGGCCAGCCUUGAUGCCUGUCCUGCCACCUUCACCGACCUCGCACAAAUUGUCUGCUCGGUCAGAAAACCAACAGCCAACAAAGUCUUAGAAGACUCCUCAACCGAGUAUGAUGAAGAUGACGUACACGGAGGCUAUGCAUCUGAACCCAACACAAACACAGAAUUCUUCCACAAGGUCUCGGAGGAGCUCAGUGAGGUUCGUAGGCGUCGUACUGGCUCACUUUCCGACAACGACAUUAUAGAGCUGGACCACGCCAUGGGCUAUGAUGAUAGAGAGGAUGAUAAUGAAGACAAUGAGGCAGACAAUGAGGAUGAUGAAGAAUAAGAGAGAGGUCCUCUGGGUGUGAUAAAAGACCAAACUAAUAAAGCUCAAAAUUAGUUUCCUUGAACAUAAAUCUUAUUAGAGCUGAUUAAUUAAUAGUUUUAGCAAGUAAUUAACCCUUAUCAUCUUUUGUGAAGGAUCUUGCUACAAACAUCUUUUGAAUGGUAAGAAUGGAAUAUAAUAUAACACUUAAAAAUUCACACUGCAGCAGAAAUUGCUCUGCUUAGCGUGACCCAUAUUUUGUGUGCAAUUAUGUGAGUACUUUUUUUUAGUUUUAACAAUUAUUCACUGAUAGGAGAGUGCUUACAUAUUUUUUUCCAAUUGUCUAUACAGUAUAUAAUGCUGGAUGUAAUUGAAAUUGUGCAUGUAAGGUGCAUAAAAUGAAAUAAAACAAAUUCUUUGUUGUCAUAGUGACGAAUAAAUUCACACAUUGAUAACCAAGAGGUGCCAAAAAAAAUAUUAAUUCAUUAUACAGUAUUUAUAAUUACUAUAAUUGUUUUGAGUGCCAUUUUCAUAAGUAUUUUUAAGAAUAUAUUUUCAGGUUUAUAUUUUUAGAAUUGUCCUAAAUCCCUAAAUUAAACGAGUAGUAUUUAGCACUUUAUUAUUGAAUCUUCCAUUUUUCUUCACAGUAUUGGUAAAGUUGUGUGUGGUUGUUGUACAUUCAGAUCAGAGUAAACAAAAAGCCCAAUAGUUGUGCUGCAAGGAUUGGUAUUGAAAAUAUUCUUCAAGCCUUGAGCUAUUGUUGAAUGUGAAUGUUUUAAGUUCCACUUAAAUUACCUAAUAUUUGUAAAAAAUUAGAAACAAAUAUCAAAUGAUCUUAACAAUUGUAGGUUCAUAUUCUGUUCUAUAGAAUUAUAACCAGUACAGGGAUGAAUUAACCCUGAAACAAUACAGCUAUUUAAAAGUACUCCAUCGACAUUUACAUCUAUAAAUAUUUAACAGUGAAAAUGUGAAAAAAUCGCAAUUGAAGCACCAUAGGAAAUCACAAAUAGCGAUUGGACUAGUGUAAAGAUUAAAGUGUUGUACUGUUUGGAAAAUUGGUUAAGGUGGUUUCCUGUUUUGGUUUACUGUAUUUCACUGGUCACUUCAGCACUCGUUAUAGGGUGGAGACUGAUCUAUGAUGUGUCUUGGUGUGAGCAACUAUUAACUAAUAUGUUUUCAGGCUGAUGGUCAUCUUGUAGAUUGAGUCUCAGGAUCUAACACAGAUGGAGAACUGCACAAAGCUCUGAGUUCAUUAGUUUGGUAGUUGAAUGUCUUACAGCACAUUCCAUCAUGUCUCUCAAUUAAUGAAACAUGACAUAAUAAUUUGUGACAUAAGUAACUCAUUUAGAAAUUUGGUGAAAUUCCUGACUUGGGCUUUGAAUGAUAUCAAUGACUUUUUGACUGUUCUGUAUCACAGAUGAUGCUAAAUAGUCUUCAAGACUUGAUUCCUUUUAAUAAUUUCUUACUCUUCACUUGGGGCUUUUAUUUGAUUAAAUUUAAGUAGUACCUCUGAUCUGGAUGUGUAAAGCUAUUGGAUUAUUUUAUAUCUUGAGAUGGAUAAGAGUUGAAAUUUUUGCAUAAGCAUUUUUGAUGCCAUGGUGGUGGUCUGGCUGGACAGAUGCAGUGUCUUUUAGCCAAUAGACAGUUCUAUCUUGGACUUGUUUGUGAGGUGUAGACAUGUGCAUGUUGUUUCAGAGAACACAUUUUGUGUGUUCUUCCACUUCCAUGUUACAUAUACAAAUACUAAAAAAGAAUCUGGACAGACUUGUGGUCAUUAUAUUUCCUAAAUAUAAAAGAUUAAUGAAAACUAUGCAUUUUAUCUUCAGAAUAACUUCUCCAAUUAAGAAAGUUUUGACUACUCCACUGAAACUAUAUUAUUUAUGAUUGUUAAUCCUUAAUACUAUAAUUAUUAGUUGACAGUAAUAUGAAGUAUUUACUUUAAACUCCGAGGUCAAGUGUUAAUGUUAUCAACGUAUGGGAGACAAAAUAGGGUUAGAAUUGUUCCUGACUUAAUGAUGUCUUGCUGAGUAAAUGAAUCUAUUCAAAAUGGCAUUUAUAAAGUGUCAUGUAAGGCAGGUAAAUUUGAACUUAUACCUGCAAAUAACUUUGAAUUAAUAAUGCUUAAGACCUCAUUUUAAUGUUCACAGAAAUGGUUAAAAGUUUCAGUGCAUUCCUUUUUGGGUGGUGCUAAGAGGUCUCCAGUAUCUUUUACCAUACUCCCGUAUAACUUAUUAGUUUAAGAAGCCUCAUUUCUCUUGAUUUGAACUAUUUAGUUAAAAGUGAUCAACCUUCCAUUCUUUGUAUCUUUAUACUGUAGCUGAAUAUGAAUCAUAAGUUAAUGUUUUUGUUAUUCUGGUAAAAUUGCAUUUGUAAUGCAAAAUAUCACAUUUAGCAUUUUACUUUAUUAUGGAAAAUACUAUUAUUUUAAUCUCAAAUAAUGUGGGUAAAUUAUUUUAAGUGCAGAAACCAUGGUUCCUUGAACUGAGCGAGCAUGUUUCUGGUAAGAUGUGUGCACAGCAAAUUCCUCAGGAUGAACUUUCCAACUUAUGGGAACAAUAGCACCCUUGUACUUCAUUAUAAAUAAAUUUACUUUAACAGUUUCUACCGAUGAUAAUUCAUCUCUGCUUGCUGGGAUUAAUUAAAAAAUUAUUAGUGCCGUGAUUGGCUGGUGGCGGAUCAUCAGUAUUAGACUUGUGUACUGAAUGGUGGACACAUCCAGUAAUUCUUUGAGUCUUGCUUAAGUGAAGCUAGCAGGCAUUUCUGAGCAGCUUGAUGUGCUGACUGUGACGUUGGAGUCUGCCAUGACGGGUUGUUGCAGCAAUAGGUAAUGGCGUGGGCUGGAAGUGCUGUGUGAUCCUCUGCUUUGCCUUGCAUUGAUUUUCCUUAAAAUGAGCUUGUAGGGAGCAUUGGCAUCCUCUAGGGCCUCCCAGUAUGGUAAUUCCACUCCUUUUUAAUGUAAAUAUUUAUUGUUGUCUGGAUCAACUGUUUAACUUCCUUUAAAAGCCAAAAGUUAUUCAUGAUCAACUUUCUAACACUUUUCCCUGUAACCUUGUCAUUUGUUUCCUACUGGUCCUCUAUGGUCUGUUUUAAGUUCUCUUAAGUCUUCCAUGAUUAAUUCUUUGUGAUGAUGAUUGAUCUUCAUGACAAUUGGUGGGGAAGUGUUCACCGACAUUGUUCAUGCCAGGUUCCCAAUCCCAGUCACUUCAGUGGCUGUGUUCACGAGUCCUGUGAAAUUGUUGAUACUCUUUCCAUGCAGCCUUUGUAUUCUUACUUGCAUGGCAGAUAUUGUAAGAUUUUGAGAAAUCCUAAACUGAUGUCUUAACAGGUUACGUCUAGAUAAUAGGACAAUGUGAGCUUCAAGAAAUGUGCCUUAAAGGUCUCAUGAUGCCCUAAUCCAUGGGCUGGACGAAGAUGGUGGUGAUGAGCAGUAGAAAUAUGACUUAUAAAAUUUUCAAGGGGUUAGGUAGUGAGCUCCAUGUUGUGAAGCAUUAUUAACUUAACAAAUGAGAAAAGUCCUAAAAGCAAGGUUUUCUCAAGACAGUUGGUUUUGACCUCAUUGCAAAAAAGUUAAUAAAUCUGUCAUCAAACAACAUGAAAGUCAUCAUACCGACUUAUUUGCUUUCCAAUGAACUCUGUAGAAUACUUUACUUUUAUUAAGACAUUUUAUGUUUUGGGGGGAUUCAAUUUAUACUAAAUCCUCAGCAAAGUAGUUGAAAAGUCCUUUAAAUCCUUGGAGCAGAUUUCUCGUCUUUUGAAAUGUAUGCCCUGUAAGGCAUGCAUUUCUAAGAUACCGAUUUCAUUUGCGAUACACUUGGUGUGGCAGGAAGCCCCACAGCUUCAAUAAAGGCCUUCAGUUCUUCAACAAGCAUAGUACUGCUGGUUUGUCAGCACUAACAGCCUUACCAGCUCUCUUCAGAUUUUGAUGUUAACAUUGUUUUAACCGGUCAAGCUAUCCUUUACUUGGAAGGGCUUGGUAAUUUGUGCCACUUUCUUGCUGUAAGAGUCCUUGAUUUGUUAAGCCUUUGCACAGGUGAAAUCUGUGUCAAUAAGAAUGGUUUUCUGAUUCUGGUCUUGCACCUAUACUGCUAGCAUUUUUUCCAUUGUUAGAAUGUGAGCUUUAUCUUCCUUGCUGUUGAUUUAAAUUUAGGGAAUUUGAAGUAGCUACAAAGUCUUGGAUUUUCUCUACAUUCUUUCUAAGAUGAUCGUUGUCUACAAUGUAAGUACGUCGGAAUGCAGAAACAGACUUUCCAGUUAAUUCUGGGAUCAUCCUGGACGUAGGUUUGAACCCUCAUUGCGGCCCUUGUGGAUUUGUUCUUUCCAGUUAACUAUUUUUCUAUGAGCCUAGAUCUUGCCAUAAGCUGCUGGACAUUUAAAAGGAAUCAUGAUGCAGGAUUAGAAUAAAAAGACAAAAAUGAGUAAAAUACACAGUAUUUGUGAGCAUUUACACAAGGAAAGCAUUAUUUGCGAGCACUUUCAUAACAACAGAUUGAGUUGUAAAGUUAGGGGCUAUGGGUGGGUCCAACUUGAGUUGUGAAUCAGUACAACCAUGCAUGUGUCCACAGUAAUUCAUGCAACACUCAACCAGCUUUGUGUUUGGCUGAUCGUGCAUGCAUGUAUGAACCAUGGCUCGGGCACACAAUGUGGGAGUUAAAACAAAUUUGAGUAGAUUGAACGCUCUCAGAUCAAGGGAUCAUGGUACAAGCGACUUAAGCUAAGGAAUUUCUAUAUCUUGUAAUAUUUCUUAUAAUCCAGGUUAUAAAUUUUUGGCUAUAUGUAGAAACAAGAGGUAGUUCAUGCUAUAAACUGGCAGAAUUAUUUGAAGUUAUAAUGUGACAAAACAAAGGAUAUUCAGUUCAUGGUGGUGAAAGGUGUUUUCAUGCAUGUUUACAUGUAUGUGUAUGCAUUAAUCCAGCACAGGAGGUUUAUGCCUAUGGUUCAACCAAGUCCUCAUUUACAUAAUGUAAUAAGUGAUAGUUAUGUAUUAUUUGCAUAUUAGAUGUUUUAAAGGAAAAGAUCACUGUCGUUACCAAUACUAUAGUUAUUGGGGAAAUGCGACUGCUGUAGUGGACCAGUGUGGGUGCUGGAGGGCAUACUUAGGCAGGCCCUUCCACAGUGCACACAACUAUUAAUGAAUUCCCACUCUUCAGUCAAACUGAACUUUGUGUUUUUUUUUUUUUGUUUUUUUUUUUAAUUAUUAUUAUUAUCCUUCUCCCAUAAAUAUUAUGGAUCAGUUUGGAGAAUGCCUAUUGUCACUGCUGUAUUCCCUAUACCCAAUUAGUUUAUUGAUGAAGUGAGCUCUGUACCUUCAUCGCCUCUCUCAUCUCUUGACAAGUUUCUCUUGUACACACAAUUUGUAAUAAUUUCCAUGUCAUCAUCUUCAGGGAAAACUUGUUGCUUAACUCAAUCACCAGCUUUUCCCUCCAGUCCUUUUACAUGGCCUUGAACAUCUCAAUAGAUCUGCUUUCAUUUGUGCUGCUAGUGACUUCCUCACAUCCCAUAUCUUCCCACAUCUUCAACAACCAUAAUUUAUUUUUGUAAUAGCUAAUAUUCUUAACUAUUCAUCUCUAUUGUUUGAUUUUAAUUAGCUUGUAUACCUCAUUAGUGUUAGGUUUGGAGUUCUAUGCUGAUUUGGUACACACUUCACAUUUAUUAUUUUUUUUUUUUCAGUGUCCUCAAAGCAUCUAAACAAUAUUUUCCUGUGUACUAUUUUUAUAAUUUGUGUAUUAUCUUGUAAAAUUCUUUCUUAAUAUUUCCAAAAACUUAAAUUUAUUCACAACUUUUGGAUUCUUUCACUCAGGUUGGAAUUACAAUGGAACUUCAGUUCAAGACCUUUUUAUCUUAAAUUUACUCAUAGCAUUCUUUCCCUGUAUAAAUUCUCAAGAAUUCUCACCAGUCAACCUAGCUCUUACUCUGCUAAUAGACUAGCACAAUCUGAGACACACACACACAAUAACUUGCAUUCCAUUCUGUCACGACUCAUUUGUUCUCCAUAGUUAUCCCCCUCAUUCCUCCUCAUUCGGUGUGCAAUAUUGCCCCAACUCUUUAAGUUGCAGGUUUCUGUUAUUGAUGGCUCAGCUCUUGUUGUUGUGGGAAAUGUCUUACUACUGGUGAAACAAAGAGAAUUUAAUGUUAUUAUUAAGUAUUCAGUAUUUAAUGUUAUUAAAUACUGAACACUGUAGGGAAUAUCAGUAAAACAGUAGGUCUUUGUGAGCUAAAUACUUCUUAAUCUUUUGGUGAUGAGAUUUUGUGGAUACCUCAGGUCUUUAUUUUACCUCUUAAUAACAAUGGAAUUAAAUAAGUGUUUUACAGUGAACGUGGACUGCACAAAUGAGAGCUUGUUUUACUUUGUAAAUCGUGUAAAAAUAGUAGCCGAUUUAGCAACUUAUUUUUCUCCUCUGCCGGAAUAAUUUUAUAUUAAUUAAUAUGCUGGUUAUAUAUAUCAUUAGCGGCAAAUUUAUUUUUUGGCUAUUGUGAAUUAUGGUAUGCCUUUAUGAAUGUGCCCAUUACAGAAUAUUGUUAGGUCUUGUUUUAUCUCUUCAAUUCUCUUUAAUUUGACUGAAUAUAAGAUAUUUAAUUUUAGAACUUUAAAUGUAUUUAUUGUAUUAUUCAAAUGUAUUUAUUAUUUACUACGUUAUUCCUCAGUUUUUGCAGAUGCAACUAAUUCUUUAUAUAGGUACAUUUUUUAUUAGUGAUUAUUGUAUAUGAUUGCCAAUGCAACAUACAGAACCUUGACAUGGGUUGAAAAUAUUGUAUUGUUAUUGGGUCUUAUUUAUUUGGAGAUAGUUUGUGUUGGUGUUAGUUAUCAAGGUGUUGGAAGUUUUCUGGAUGUACCUUCAUUACUUGUUUACAAGAGAUAGCAGCAUGAUGGGUUACUCAAAUCACACUAUAUGCUGGGUCAUUGUUUAACUAUAUAUGUGCUGUAUUAGGUUGAAGUGUCAGGUUCAGUCACUAGCUUAUCCAUGAGGUUAACAAUAUUCAGCCACAUCACUCAAAUUAGAGGACUCAUUUCCUGUGUGUUUGAAAUGGUUUUAUUAAUAUAUGUGGUGAGUGCAAGUCCCCUUGCCCAUGGUAUUAGUUAAUGGGUGACAUGGGUUCAUCCAUGUGUUAAUUAGAUUAACACUAUAUCGUGGAAGCUGUACAUUUGCUCUUUUGUAGGAGUGGUACUAAUCACUGAUCAUUUAACUAUUUAUGAUCAUGUUUUGAAUUUAGUGGAGACAAGUCUUUAUGAUACUAAGCAUGUGGCUACUAAGGCUUGUCUCAAUAGUCAACACUAUAAUCAGCAAGGUGGUGACACUUUCAGACAUUUUUUGACUCAAGGUAUUUGGGGAGUGUUGUAAAACUCGGGGUUACACCUGCAGUUCAUAGUUUACUGAUCUGUUCACAUAUUUCUUUAUACAAUACAAAUUAAUUUUUUAUCUUAAUUUCUGUCCAGUUAAUGAGCUCCUACAUGUAAAGGUCAGUGAUCACUAAAAGAUGUUCCAUGAAUAUUCUUGCUGCUACUUAUUUCCUAAGAGAACUUUAUGGUUUAGUAAUGAAGAUGUUAAAGACUUGUGUAGUAAAAUGCCCUGUUGUAUAGUGGUUAGUACCCUCACUGAGACGAGCGAGAAAGACUCUUGUUCAAACCUCAGGAUUGGAGGAUUGGGCACCGAUUAUCCACUAACACAUGCAUCCAGUAGUAAAUGGGGCAGCUGGAUAUGAAAAGAUUAUCAGGGUCAUGUUCUGGGAAACAUGGCACUAAAUGUUGAAUGUUGAAAUAAACUUCGUUUCUCUCUACUCUCCUUCAGUCAGAUAUUGCUAAGUAUACUCCUUUUUAAAUUUAAUUUACGUAAUGUAUCUUAUUUUAUAUCCUGCUCUUAUAUCAGCAUCUUGAGUAAUAAUAUCAGUACCCCAUUUUAUCUAAGUUGAAUAGAUGUGUAUAGCCAUAUGGGACUUCAUGCUUUCCUUUGAAAAUCUUACCUGGCCUCAGCCUAAAUCCCAACAUAAUAAAUAGUAUGUACAGAGGAGCAGUGGUAAGGGGAAUGUGGUUUUUAUAUGUAAUAUAUAUAUAUUCUUUAAAUAGAAUUCAAGUAUAACCUUGAGUAGACCUUACAUUACCUGCUACCUGACCACAAGAUAGUAAGCUGUGCAAUAUAUUUGACCACACUUCGCUUGACACUUGUUGCAAGAAUCCUACCAGUUAAGGUAAAAAAAAAGUGCGUCUUCCUUAAAGAUAGACACUUAAUAUAUUAUGUUGCAGCAUAAAUGCUGAAUGCAGCUGAUGGGCACAAUAGUGUUGUUUGCUCAAAUUUGCCCAAAUGUCUUGUCUGUGACGUGUGAGUUGUUGGAUAUAUAUAUAUAUAUAUACUGUAUAUAUUUAUUAGGAAUUUGUGAGACAGUUUUGCAGUGUGUAAUAUAUUAUUUAGGAACAACUGUUCUAAUAAAGUGCCUGAAUUCUUAUA
Molecule: messenger RNA, 12296 nt
Organism: Procambarus clarkii (red swamp crayfish)
Lineage: Eukaryota; Metazoa; Arthropoda; Malacostraca; Decapoda; Cambaridae
Gene: sws
Product: patatin like phospholipase domain containing sws
Biological process (GO): phosphatidylcholine metabolic process
Cellular component (GO): endoplasmic reticulum
Molecular function (GO): phosphatidylcholine lysophospholipase A1 activity
Source: RefSeq, a predicted model, not a curated record